UUGUCCACUUGCCCUGGCUGCAGGCUAUAGCUCUAGCGACCUCUGUCGGUCUCCGUUCUGUGUUCUGCUGAAAAGCUUAGGGUUAGGGACGAAAACAAGCUUGAGCCGCCAGGCCAAAAAUGGGUUCAUCACAGGGUGGGUUCACCCCUUUGUCCCGUCUAACCCUCAGAAACCACGGGUGGAUCAGAGUUCGGGUGCGCGUCUCCAGGAUUUGGGUGGCCUCCCAAAUACCGGCCAGAAGUUCGGCCUCGACAGCCUCCUGAUCGACGACGAGGGUGUAACUAUGCAAGCGCGUGCACCCCCCAGCUACAUGAAGCGAUUCCAACGCCAGCUUGUUGAAGGGAAGGUCUACGCCUUGUCGAAUUUUAUGGUAUGGACAAAAAUGAAGUGCUAUAUGGCCUGCAGGAAUGGCUUAAUGAUUUACAUGGGAGGACAGACAGUGGUGGAUGAGAUAAGCGACGGCACCGAUUCUUCGAUACCUCUCCAUAGCUUCGAGUUUGUUGAUUUUGGCAAUGUUCCUUCUAGGAACAGAGACAAUAGCUUGUUUACAGAUGUCAUUGGCCAGAUUGUAUCCAUUGAAGAAGAGGGGCAGGCUUGGAAGUCGGGGGAGGCUUCUCGUAACAUUUCCUUUCGCAACCUACAUUUGCGUGAUUUGAGGGGAAGGCCAAUGCUUGUUACGCUGUACGGGGAUCUCGGUCGCAAUUUUGAUGCAGAGAAGGUUGUCAAGCAAGGCCGAGAAGUCUCAAUUGUUGCUGUUUUUGCAGGGAUGCUUGUUCAACUAUACAAUGGGAUAGGAUUUACAGUUCGCUCAACAUCGGCUUCAAAGUACUACCUGGAUUUGGAUAUACUGGAGGUGCAAGAGCUCCGCACAAGUUUGGCUGAUCGACACAAACCAAUCGAUUGCCUUCCAUGUCAGCUACAAAACCUUAUAAAUCCAACUGAGCUAGUUGAUAGCAGGCGAACAAUCGAACAGCUGAAAAGCCUGAACCCACAUGAAUUACAUUCGAGGACCAAAUUUUUGUGCAUAGUCACCUUGAAAGGCAUUAACUGCACCAAGGAUUGGUGGUACGAGGGAUGCUUCCACUGCAAUUGGCCGAUCAGUUGGGAUGGAAGCAAACCCUUGUGCAUCAAAGGUUGUCCCAAUAACCAGUUGCCUGUUCCACUGUACAAGCUGGAUGCAGUAAUGCAAGAUGCAACAGGUACUAUGAAUAUCAUGAUCUUUGAUAAGCCGGUGAAAAAGCUCGUCGGUGUCUCAGCAGAAGAGCUCGUUGAAGAUACCGCAGGCGAACAAAUUUCUGCUGUCAUCAGUUCGCACCACCAGAGCCGCGCCCUCUUGGUUGGCCCCACAGAGGGGGAUUCAUGGUGAUGGACGUCCUGAACGAUGAUGAGCUGCAGGUUAGCAGUUCAGUUAAGAUGGAAUGAGAAGGUGGUGGUGAAUCGUCACAUGAUGAGGUAUCUUCUGCACCAGUAUGCAGCUCUAGUCGACUCGUAUAAAAGGAUAGGAAGGUAGAAUAUCCUUUUUUUCCCCUUCUUUUCCUUUCGAAAUGAAAGGACACAAUGUGAUAUUUAGAAGAAAGUCGCAUUUGAUUUUCUGAUAGUGGAUUGCACUCAAGAAAAGAAAAAUCUGAGUUUGCGGAUCAA
Molecule: messenger RNA, 1641 nt
Organism: Panicum virgatum (switchgrass)
Lineage: Eukaryota; Viridiplantae; Streptophyta; Magnoliopsida; Poales; Poaceae
Product: replication protein A 70 kDa DNA-binding subunit E-like
Exons: 9
Coding region: 284-1366 (360 amino acids)
Biological process (GO): DNA recombination; DNA repair; DNA replication
Cellular component (GO): nucleus
Molecular function (GO): DNA binding
Source: RefSeq, a predicted model, not a curated record